Molecule: messenger RNA, 6203 nt
Organism: Cinara cedri
Lineage: Eukaryota; Metazoa; Arthropoda; Insecta; Hemiptera; Aphididae
Source: the annotation of a GenBank genome assembly
AAAUGAUUGAGGUUAUGUUUAGUAAUCUUUCAUUUCUUAAAAUUUCCUGAAGUUAAUUUUUUCGUUUAGCGUAAAAUAAUUUUUUUGAUUUCAAAAUGAAAGCCAAGGGAGAUGUAAGUAUAUUUGAGCUUUGAAGUAUCUAAUUUAAUUUAAUUUUAUAUAAUUUAAUAAGAGUAUUGAACUUAAUGGUUUAAAUGGAUUUUAAGUUUUAAAAAUAUAAAAUUCAUUUGACAUGUGGCACUAGGGAAAUCAAAACUCACAGUUAACUAUUUUAAUGUUACCAAUUUUAUUUAUUAAAUUAUAGUUGAAAGAAUAUGAAGUCAUUGGUCGCAAAUUGCCGACUGAAAAAGAAAAGACUACUCCCUUAUACAAAAUGAGGAUUUUCGCUCCUGAUCGCAUAGUUGCAAAGUCUCGCUUUUGGUAUUUCUUAAGGCAACUAAAGAAGUUCAAGAAGAGUACUGGAGAAAUUGUUUCGUUAAAACAAGUAUGUACCAAUUAGAAUGCUUUUCUCAUAAAAUAUAAAUAUAUAAAUAUAAUGUUUUUGUUUUUAUAGAUUUUGGAUAAAUCGCCAACAAAAAUAAAGAAUUUUGGAGUAUGGCUUCGUUAUGACUCGCGGUCUGGUACACAUAACAUGUACCGUGAAUACAGAGACACAACUGUAGCUAGUGCUGUCACUAAAUGCUACAGAGACAUGGGUGCUAGACAUAGAGCCAGAGCUCACGCUAUUCAAGUAUGAUUGUUUAUUGAGUAUUUAAUUUAUUUCAUGAGUUUAAAAUAAUUAUCAAAUUUAUAUCAAUAAGUGUUUAGUUCAAUUGUACUAUUACUUAACAUCUGUAAUCUGAGAAAUGAUUAAAAUCGUUCCGUUUUUGAAAUUACAUUUUGCUAUGGAAUAUAUAAUUACUCCGUGAUUUAUCUUUGAUAUAUAUCUUAUAGUAUCACCUAAGUCAGUGCUUCUCAAACUUUUUAUAAUGUAAUAUAUCUUAACUGAAAUUUUUACUUAACAUUUUUAGAAAAUUAUUGUAUUACAAUUGGAUUGAUAAUGAUGAUGAGUUACUAUUAAAAUCACUAAAAUAAAAAAAAAAUAGUACUUUUUAAAUUUUAUUUUCUAAAAAAUGUAUUAUUAUAUUCAUCAUCUUAAGGCUAUAUCUUGUCAUGAUCGACAUAUGUAUCUGUUGUUUGCCGCGUUUCUCAGCCGUAAAUAGGAUGUGACAUCCAUGGGAUGUUGGAGGUUUUGGAAGUAUAAUGUUUUUGGACAUCCUCUAGGUCUUUUCCCUAAGAUCUUUCCUUCAAAGAUGUUUCUUACAAAUGUGUUAUGUCUGAAUAAUUAUCCUAAUAAUUUUGUUUCCUUUAUAAUUUAUGUAUCAUUAUAUCCCGUUUUUCUCUUACAUCAUUUAAUACUUGCUCAUUUGUUUUCUUUUCAACCAAUGAUAUUUUAUUCAUUUUUCUCCAGAUACACAUUUCCAUUGCUUCUAAACUGUCCCUUUCUCUUUUCCUGAUAGUCCAGGUUUCACAUUCAUAUAAUAGCACACUCAAUACAAAUCUUUUAAUGAAUUUUUUUCAUAGUUUCGAUGUUGAAUUGUUUGCUAGUUAUUAGACUAAUUCUUCAUGAAUGUUUGGCUAGAAUUAUUCUUUUUUUAAUAUCAAUGGUGGAUUCGUUAUUAUAUGUAAUUGUGCUUCCCAAAUAGUAGACAUGAUAAAAUUCUUGAAUUACAGUAUUGUUUAUUUUUAUAAAUGGUUGGGUAUAUAUUUGAUCUUAUUGAGCUGUCAUUGUUUUUUUUUUUUAUUUUUUGGUAGUGUUUAUUUUCAUAAUCCUGGACAAGGUGUUAAGCAUCGGGUUCAUGUUGUCUUUGCUUUGUGCCACCCAGAGCACUGUUGUCCGCAAAUCUUAUACUUUGUACUUCUGUUUCAUUUAUUCUAACUUCUUCAUUUCUUCAAUUGCUUCUUCUAUGAAUAGAUAAAACAAAUAAGGGACAGCCUUGUCUUAUACCUUUUAUCUUAGUUUCUUUAAUGGUUCCAUUUAUAUAUAUCAGUGUUGCUUGUUCUUUGUAUUUUGAGAUUCAAAAUGAUCCUUCUGUCCUUCCAGUUGAUUCCUUUUUUUUUUUAUGUACUAAACAACCAGAAUCAAUCUACUUUGUCAAAAGCUUUUUCUUAAUCUAUACAUGUUAUAUAUGUUGGGAGAUUGACAUCCCGUCUUCUUUCUAGAAUUAGUCUUGGAGCCAAGAUCGCUUUUCGAGUUCCUCUCUCUCCUGAAUCCGAAUUGGUCUUCUCAAAACUGUUUUUCUAUUUUCCUUUUUAGCCUGUUUUAAUGACUUAGAAGUAUUUUCAAGUUUUAUGAUAAAAGUUAAUUGUCCUAUAAUUAGUGCAAUUUGUUGCAUUUCCUUCAGUAUUGUUAUUGACUUUUUAUAAAAUUGUUACGCAGCUUUCCUGUUUCGUAGCAUUCACCGAUUAGAUUAAAUAACAGUGAUUCGGUAUGCUCUUCCAUGUUCUGUAGUGUUUUCGCAGGCAUAUCGUCUGUACCAGUUGCCUUUUUGUCUGUUAGUGUAUUCAGUGCAAAAUCAAUUUCAGUUCAUACUAAGGAAGGUCCUUUGAAAUCAGGGUCAACCUCCUCCUCAUGAUCUAAAUAGUUCCAUUCAUCAUUAAUCUCUUCUCCUUGGUACAGCUCUUCUAUGUAUUCUUUCCACUGUCUAGCUACCUUCUCAUUUUCAAAUAAUAAGUUUACAUAUUUGUCACUGACAAAUUACUUUUUGUUCUGGGUUUAUAUUCUAGACUUUUUAUUCUAUUAUAUACUGUCUGUAUUGUUUUUGAUCAAAAAGUACUCGAUUUCUUUGCAAUUCUCCUGUAACCAUAAAUCCUUUGCUUUCCAGCAUUGGUUUGUGAUUUCAUUUUUAAUCUUUGUAUUUAACAUGAUCUAUGGUCCUUAGUUUAUUCCUCUGCCAAAUUCCAGUAUCUAUUGAUUCAUUCAUGGUUUUCUGGGCCAAUGAUUUUUUCGCGUUAUGUCGUUUUUCAUUUUCUCCCAGGUUUACUAUUUAUUUUUCCUAAAGUUGAUUGGAAAUCUGUUACUACUCUUUAGCUUUUGAAUUUCUCUAAACAGAAAUUCUUCUUUCUAAUUAGUAUUCUUUUCUAAAAUCUAUUGUACACCGCUUUGACUAGAAUGUGGUCACUAUCUAUUUGGUUUACAGAGUAUGAAUGACUAGAUCGUAUUUGGUUCCUAUACUUUUAUUUGACUAGAAUGAAAUUGAUUUGAUGUCUGCUCUUACCUCCAGGAGCCUUUCAUGUAUACUUAAAGUUGUUAAUACAUUAUAUCAAUUUCAUCCUCAUUACAGUUGGAAAAUACACUUGUAUAAUGUACAUAUCUAUGGGUUGAGCUUGUAGUUUGAUAAUAAUCAUUCUUUUAUUCAUAUGGAAAGUGUUGAGGACAUUGUUUUUCCAUUUACCUCUCAGGAUAACUUCUAUACCUUUACUGCGUCUUUUCUCGCACCCACUAUGAAUUAUUCUCAAGUCAUUUUUAAUGUAAUCACUGUUUCCUGGCCAUUUUGUUUCAGAUGAACCUAAAAUAUUUAACUCAAUGUAUCAUUUGUUGUGAAAUUUCUUUAAUUAUACUGGGUUUGAGCAUUGCCCUUACAUUACAUGUACCAAUUUUAAAUUAGCAAUUGUUGUUCUCCCAGGGAUUUGGUUGGCUGAUGACUUAGGGAGACUAUGGGUCCUCCCCUGCUGAGUAUUAAUUGAGAUUAGGGAAUCAAUUGGAUCUUUAAUGCAGUGGUAUCCCUCUUGUCUUCUGCAUCCUCUGGCCGUUGACCAUACUUUUUGGUACUUCCAUCCUUUCAAGGCAGUUUCCCAUCUUAAGGACAAGAUAUUGCCUUACCUUACUCAGCUCAUCCGCUCUGAGGACCGUUGGCUUCAUAGGUUUGUCUCCUUAUCCUGGAAGAUUUUUCACUAUUCCUAUUAGUUGCUUUUUAUGACUGGGGGAACAACCCGUGGUCUUAUUUUUAACCAAGACCACUCAGGUUAUCAUUACAUUACGUUUAGUUAAAAAGAAAUUGAUUUUAUUAAGAUCAUUACAUAUUUUGAUGACACUCUUUAUAGAUGUUUAUUUAUUUAUUUUUUUCAUUGACAUAACUUAAUAUUAUUUUAAUAACAAUUAAUAGGUACAAUAAAUUUACUACAAUCAUAAAUCAUUUAUUCAUUAAAAAUAAAUUUUGCAAAUCUCAAAUUGUUAUAUUUUAGUACUGAAGCAACUGACUACAAUCAACUAUUUUACUAACUGAAUUUUAAAGGGGCUCAUACACGAUCAGUCAUGAAUGUCAUUUGUUAUUAACCGUUUUGUCUUUUCGUGACUGAUGAAUUUCAAACAUGAUUUUAAUCCAUAAGAGUGACUAUCACAUAAACUGAUAUUCAUGACUGAUCGUGGAUAGGUUCUUUAAAAAUAAGAGAAAGUUAAUUAUAAUUAGGUACUUGGGUAAAUACAUAUUAAAAUUAUAAUUUUUUUCUUACCAUUACAUGUGUUAUAUUGAUCAAUUAAAAUAUAAUAUACAAUAUUUUCAAACAAAAUUGAUGGGCGAUUGUCAGAUAUAGGUUUAAAAUAAGGAAUGUAAUCUAUUACAUCUUCCUGCAACCCAAUUUUGGACAUCGCUUGCUCCUCUGUUUUUUUUUUAUUUCCAGUAUUUUGUACCAAAAUAGUUGAAAAUCUAUUUUUAACUUAAGCUCAGAAAAAAAAAUAACCUUUCAUUAAAUCUGUGUUACACUAGUCAAAUUUCUAUGAAGGUAAGCCUUGAAUAUUAAUGUUAGAUACAGUUGCUUCAAAUUUGGGGUCCUACUAAUAAGUAAUAACCAAUAAAUUCUACCUUCUGUUCUAAUACAUUUAAAUCAAAAAUGUAUUUACAUUUUCUCUAGUUUCAAUCAGCAGAUUAUUCUCUAUUAUCUGCUUUCCUUUUAAUUUGUACAUACGAGUUAGAUCAUUGUUCCUUUAUAUACUAAUACUAAUACUAAAAUGAAUACUGUGUUAAUAGUUGAAUUGAAUUUUAGUUUUGGCUUUCCUCUAUGAUAAUUCCUUUCUUUGCUUCCUAGUUUUAAUAGUUCUUCAUGUUGUAACCUAUCCAUUCAUUCUGUCUUAAUAUAUUUUUUCUUAUUUGCUUCUCUUUUGAUAUUUUUAAUUAUUUCUUUAUUGGUUAUUCUGUUCAUCCAGAUUAUUUUCAACAUUAUUCCUUCUAAUUUCUAGGUUGAUGUUUUAUUAUUAUUUAUUUAAAUAUGUAAAUAUAUUAACUAUGUUCUUUGAAGUAAGAAAGGUUUACUCAUUGUUAAAAGGCUGGGGAAAGAAUUCUGGAUUUUUUGUUAGUAUAACUUUGCAGUUAUUAACACGUGGUGAUGAGACUGGUUAUGUUGUAUAGUUUAUAGUGUUAGGUAGUAGACAGAUAAAUAGAACAUAGAAUGAGUGUACCUGAGAUAAUAAUUUUUAGGUGGUUUAGUGGAAUGGUGAAAGAAGAUAGAAUAAGUAUGGCUUUGGUGGUGAGCAAAAUGAAAGAAAUGGGAUCUGAAGUAGUAAGUAUUGUAGUUUAAAUAAACAGUAUGAAAGACGUGGAAAGGAAAACUGAAAUGAGGUGGUUAAAUGCAAUUGAGAAUGGUGAGUGUAUGUGGGAACAAUGUGGGGAAUCGAAUCAAGUGAAAGUUAAGGACAAGAGUGACCAACCCCAAAUAGUUGGAGGUGAAGGAGAAGACCUAUUAUUUUUUGUAAAAUGCAUAACAUGUCGAUUUGCCUUAAACUAAACCAUAGUAUCUCAAUCAUAAAAAUGUAGAAGGUAUUUGAUGCUAUUCUAUGCAAAACAGCUACAGAAAACAAAUUAUGUGUAGGGCUUUUUAAGUAAAUUAUUUACAAUGCAUAUUUUUUAUAAAAACUUUAAACUUGUUUAUUACAUUAGUAUGUUAAUUGUAAAUUGUUCUUGAAAAUUUAUAUUGAAUUAUUUUAUUAAUAAAUUUGUUUUAUUUCAUAUUUACAGAUCAUUAAAGUUGAAGUUGUGAAGGCUAAGAAUACCAGAAGACCACAUGUGAAACAAUUCCACGACAGUGACAUCCGUUUCCCACUUCCUCACCGUGUUGAGGGUAAACGUCGCCGUUAUAACACCUUCUCUGUCCGUCGGCCCACAACAAGUUUCUUGUAAAAUGGAAAUUAUUUUUGAUUUUUCUGAAUAAACACAAAAACUAUUUUAUUU